AUGUAUGAUAAAACAAACAUAGAAAAGAUAGAGGUUUUACAUAUAUAUGUUCCAGUAGUAACUUUUACUGAUUUCUCCGGGGUAAAAGAAUUUGAUAUCAAGUCCGUGAGGCUGAGGAUUGUAUUCAAGAGGUUCAGAGUUGAUAAAGCCAUGGCAAAUCCGUGGUGGACAGGACAGGUGGGGUUCAUGGGUUUAGAACCGAGGUCUCUGACGAAAAAAAGUGAGAGAGAAUUAUUCAUCAAUGAAAGAAGUGGAGGAAGUAGCAGCAGAGGCGAUGACGAAGAAGAGAGAGACACAGGAGACGAGCCUAAAGAGGGUGCUGUAGAGAUUGGUACUCGUAGACCUCGAGGCCGGCCAUCUGGAUCGAAGAACAAGCCAAAGCCACCAAUAUUUGUCACCCGAGAUUUCCCUAACGCGCUGCGUAGCCAUGUCAUGGAGGUAGCUGGUGGUGCAGAUGUGGCGGAAAGCAUAUCCCAAUUCGCCAGAAGGCGUCAACGAGGCGUGUGUGUAUUGAGUGGAAGUGGAUCAGUAGCCAAUAUCACCAUCAAACAGCCGGCUGAGCCUGGUGCCGCGGUGGCUCUCCCUGGCAAGUUUGAGAUUCUGUCACUAACCGGGGCUUUCCUCCCUGGCCCAGCGCCGCAAGGAGCCACUGGGUUGAAGGUGUACCUAGCUGGUGGUCAGGGGCAGGUGGUAGGGGGAUGUGUUGUCGGACCACUUAUGGCAGCAGGGCCUGUUAUGGUCAUUGCUGCUACUUUUACUAAUGCAAGUUAUGAAAGAUUGCCUCUUGAAGAUGAGGACAAGGCGGGUGCCUCGGUCGAAGGGACAGGGAAUUCACCGCCAGGGAUCGGAACCGGUGGAGGACAACCAGAACACAGGAUUCCUGAUCCUUCUUCACUGCCAAUGAAUUACAAUUUGUUACCAAAUUUACUACCAAAUGGUGGACAUUUGAAUCAAGAUGCAUAUGCUUGGGCACAGCCUAGGCCACCUUAUUGA
Fraxinus pennsylvanica is the source of this 993-nucleotide messenger RNA. The record is from the annotation of a GenBank genome assembly. Lineage: Eukaryota; Viridiplantae; Streptophyta; Magnoliopsida; Lamiales; Oleaceae.